AUGGUGAAGCUUACAACAUCAUACAACCUCGAUCAGAAACACCACCUGGAGCUGACGUGUACUUACGCUGGCUCGUCAGCGCCAUCCUCUCUGUCCAGCCAACUGCACGCUAUCUCCCCCGCUACUCAGCGGCUUCUCGAAGAUAGCAGCGCAUCUGUCGGCGGGCUAGGCGGGUUGGCGACGCCGAGCAGCUCGACUUCCGGUCCAUCGCCAGAGGCUACAGAUUUGAAAUUAACCAAGUCUGGAACUGGCUUUAAAGAUUCAACCCACUGGACCUCCGUCCUGAGCGGCGUGACAGACGCGAAAGGCCAAGAUGAUCCACUAGGCGCGAUCCAAUCGGAGACUGUAUUCGACGAUGGUUCGUCACCUCUCGACCAGAAUGUCCUCCUCUUUGAGGGGUGCAAACAUGCCACUGACCAAGAACUCCUCGGUUCGAUGCCACCAAGGAGAGAAUCCGACAGCUUGGUCGCACUCUACUUUCGGGCUCAGGAAUACCGAUCUGUAAUACACCCGAUCGAGUUCUUGAAGAGAAGCCAAGCGAGCGGCCUCUUGAGUGCCCAGAACAACGCGUCGUCCGCCCGGUCACCCGCAGCCUUGUAUAAGAUGCUGGGCUAUCGAGAAAAGGUCGUCCAGUGCCUCGUCCGAGGUCAGUUCGCCAAGGGGGGUCCUGACAUUAUGGAAACCCUUGUUCACUACGUCUUGAUCGAGAGCUACUUGAACAGGGACUCCAACAUUGGGGUCUGGCUAUUGAUGGGCAACAUUGUCCAAAUAGGUACGUCUUCAUGUUCGUCUGUGCCAGAGUUUUACAGCGAAGCCUUGUCUAGCACCCAAAAAGGACCCCCCCCUUCCCCCACCACCACCACCCAAGGUCUGUGUUAUCUCCGAAGGAAGGCUGCUAAAGAGAGCUUGAUAGCUAUCCGCAUGGGCUACCAUCGAGACCCGCUGCACUUCAAGUCCCUAUCCCCCUACCAGGGCGAGAUGAGGCGGCGGAUGUGGGCUAUGAUAUGCUCGCUCGACAUAGGAUUCUCAACGCAGAUGGGCCUUCCGAGCAGCAUCAAGCACUCGCUCAGCGACACCAAGCCGCCUCGAAACCUUCAGGACCGCGACUUUGACGCCGGCUCGACUGACCUGCCGCCCGCGAGACCUAUCGACGAACUUACCUCGAGCACCGUGAUCCUUGCCAAGCUUCAUGUCGCCACCAGCUUGGGCGUCGUAUCAGACAUGGUCUGCAAUCCUCACCCGCUAUCAUAUGAGGACCUCAUCGCAGCGAAUUCAACACUAGACGUAAUGUAUACGACCAUUCCCGACCCAUGCAAGUUCCGACCCAUGUCCGAAUCUCUGCUGGACCCUCCAAGUGUCGUAUUUCAGCGGAUAAACUUUUACAUGCAUUACCAAAGAGCCCGGAUCCUCAUCAACUGGAAGUUUCUCGGUACCUCAAAGGAUACAACUCGCAGCAAUCAGUGCUGGAGUAUCGUGAUCGAAGCGGCCUUGGAGAUCAUGCGGCUGCAACACCGCAUGGCGGAGGAGUCCGAGGUCUUAGAUGUGUUCCGCCCUACUGCAUCGCAAGGACGGGCUGUCGGCCCAGGAUCUGUUGGAAGUGCGAAGCCUGCUGGAAAGGAGCCUGGCCAUCUGGAGCUGCACAAACGACUUGUCGAGAGAAGCAAACAAGGUAGUCACGGCUCUGAGGGUCGUACUCGGAAAACCGGAGGAGCCUAG
This is a messenger RNA of Aspergillus tanneri, 1716 nucleotides long. Its product is annotated as fungal specific transcription factor domain-containing protein. The record is from RefSeq and is a predicted model, not a curated record. Bases 1 to 1716 code for a protein of 571 amino acids. NCBI's taxonomy places the organism in Eukaryota, Fungi, Ascomycota, Eurotiomycetes, Eurotiales, Aspergillaceae. Gene Ontology annotation, biological process: DNA-templated transcription. Gene Ontology annotation, molecular function: DNA binding; zinc ion binding. Gene Ontology annotation, cellular component: nucleus. The transcript has 5 exons.